AUGGAUGAUAGUCUGUCAUCCCCAUCACGGUCUAAACCAGUUAAAGUCACAUACUCUACGCGCCGUAGAGCAAGGAGAGGAAGCGCUCGCGUCGAUUAUACUGAAGAUUCCGAUGGAGAUGAUGCACAGGAGGAUGAAUCUGAAGAAAAGGAGGCUCAGGAGGCUCAGGAUAGUCCAAACGAGGACGAUUCAAAGGACGAGGCGGCCAGUGAGAAGCAAGAGCCUAAGAAGGUCGAAGUAGUCUUACCGGGUCCUUCUCCUCGCUCACGGAACCACUCUGAGAAUUCUCCUGUCCCCAGCAAGCCAGCAAAUAGGGCGAAACGGUCUAGCCAUUCACGCGCAUCCUCCGUCGUUUCAAACGCCAUUGAGAACGGUAACAACGUAUCGGAUACGCCUAGCGUGAAUGAUACGUCUGUGCAUAACCAUGUCCCAAAGUCACCUGAGAGACCAUCACCCGAUGAUAGCAUUGGUGAUGACCGUUCAUCUAUUGGCGAAUCCUCCAAGACCAGGGUGCGGAAAACCGAAACAGAACGCAUGGAAUUUUUGCAAAGUGACGAGCUCUCCGGCGACGUGGAGCCCCAUCGUAUGUUUUGCAUGGGAUGUCAGGAAUGGAUUGAUCUAAACCACAAGCGGAGAUAUGUCAUGCAAAAUUGGAUUAAUCACCGUAAAGCAUGUAGCAAACAACGAGGUCGAUCAGUCAAAUCCGAAGUCCUAGAACACAAACCAGAAGUAAAGCUGGAUGCAAAAUCUGAAAUUGGAACGGAGGAUGACAAUAUCUCUGUCGCUACUCCUGAGAAACCUACGUCGAUACUGGAAAGAGCCUCGAAGGAACGGCCCAGUAAUCGCAUCGCGAUGGCCCAGAGGAAACUCAAGCUUGUCAAUGACCCUCAAGUGAAGAAGCUGACUGAUCAAAGUGCGGAAUGCACGGUGUGCCGAUUGGAAGUGUCCGUCAGGGGGGAAAUUGAUUACGAUCUCGCCCUCUGGGAGGAGCACAAGGCUACCUGCACCAUACCCGCUCCCAGACUUCCUGAACGCAGCAAUAGUUUUGCCUCACUGCAAGCCUAUGCGGCGGAUCCUCUAUCCCCCAAGGCUGUACCGUCGACGUCGACUGCAGUACAUCCGACCAUAGAUUCCGUUCCUGCGAGACCCCCCGCGUCGGCAGCGUCGACAGACGCGACUGUUAUUGGGUCAGAUUCCUCUCCCUCGCGGGCGAGUCAAAAGAGAGGGCGUGAGGACGAUGGCGAGGAAACGACACGCGUCGUUCGCCCGCGCACGGAAUUGUAUGAAGUCCCGGAGGGAGAUUCGCCUGGUUUCCUCGACUGGCUCGUCCUCCCGUUCCGUUCGUUCGUCCGCGGGUUUCGGGAAGGGAUGUCUUCUAGUUGA
Fibroporia radiculosa is the source of this 1383-nucleotide messenger RNA. RefSeq lists its product as uncharacterized. The transcript has 9 exons. Bases 1 to 1383 code for a protein of 460 amino acids. NCBI's taxonomy places the organism in Eukaryota, Fungi, Basidiomycota, Agaricomycetes, Polyporales, Fibroporiaceae. The record is from RefSeq and is a predicted model, not a curated record.